Messenger RNA from Plasmodium cynomolgi strain B, 2016 nucleotides. RefSeq lists its product as hypothetical. Lineage: Eukaryota; Apicomplexa; Aconoidasida; Haemosporida; Plasmodiidae. The transcript has 8 exons. The coding region runs from base 1 to 2016 and encodes 671 amino acids. Gene Ontology annotation, molecular function: protein binding. Gene Ontology annotation, biological process: cilium assembly. The record is from RefSeq and is a predicted model, not a curated record.
AUGAUCUAUGCCAUAGGAACCAACAUUAUAAAAGAAGACGUGGUGAAUAAUCAUAGAAUCAUUUUUAAAAGUGACCAAAAUAGAAUCACCAAGUUAUAUGUCGAUGGUGGUCAAAAAUAUAUCUGCUGCUGUAAGGAAAGUAAAUUAAUCUCUGACAUAUAUAUUCACAAUUUUGAUCAUGAGGGGGAUCCGAUUAUUUUGUCUCUUCAUAAGUUUAGGACUUUAGAUGUUUCGAUCAGCAAAGAUGGGAAGUAUUUACUUUCGUCCGGUGGGGAGGAUGACAAAACGUUGAUUUUGACUCAAAUUGAGAAUCAGAAAUUUAUUUACAAGUCUUCUUCGGAUUAUCCCUACUCGAACGUUUCCUUUUUCCACAACUCAAACAAUUUUAUCAUAGCCAAGCUUAACAGCAUCAAGAUCUGCUACUACGACUUCACGAAGAAGCUGAUGAGCGAGGAGGAGGUGAACACCUCCAUUUAUAAGAGACAGUUUGUGUGUCUCGAGCUGAAGAAAAACGAUGAGUAUGCCUACCUCGGGACAACGACAGGCGACGUCCUCGUGGUGAACAUCAAGUCGAAGGUACUCGAGAAGAUCCUCCCGGAGAAUUACCUUUUCAGCAACGGGAUAAAUGUGGUGAAGAUUCUGAGUGACAACACGAUUCUGACAGGAAGCGGAGACGGCUAUGUCAGCCUAAUAGACGUGGCUGAAAAAAAAAUCGUGAGAAAAACAAAGCUGUACGGAUCCAUCAACUCCAUAGAAAUGAGAAACGACUCCACUCUAUAUAUCAGCGUACACGAAAAUGUCAUAUACGUCAUGGACGUCAUCAAUAACACACACAAGGUGCUAAUGUUCCUUCACAACAAUUACAUCCGAGACCUAUGUUUCCCCUUCGAUUACAAUUAUAUCAUGUACACCUGUAGCCACAACAACAUAAUGGCUUGGCAUUUUUACGAAAAAAAAAUUAUUUUUUUAAAAAAUAUAGAUAAGGGAAAAUUCGUCUAUUACGAUAGAAAAUUUUUGAACAUACCAACAGAUAAAAAAGAAAAACUAUGCAAAAUGAACAAGCUGCAUGAAGCUCAAAUUGCACACACUUUGGAAAAAAAAAAUAACAAUGGGGAUACAUUCGAUAAGAUAAAUAAAAACUUGACAUGCCACAGCAUACAAAUUACGAAAGAUGGCAAAUACGUUGCUCUCUCUGUCCACAAUAAUAUUUAUUUGUUAACGUCAAAGUAUAUGAAAAUUGUUACAGUUAUUUUAAACUCCCAUUAUGAUUACUGCAAUGCUUUGCUGCUUCACAAUCACUAUGAUUUAAUCACUGCUGGGAAUCAUGGCGACAUUAAGUUUUGGAGAUUUCAGGACGGCAAAUAUGUCAAUGUGAAUACUGUGAGUUACCACGCCAUGGCCAUCAACCGGAUCAUCCUCUACGGGGGAAAAUAUCUCUGCAGCUGCAGCGAAGAUGGACUCAUUACCAUUUACAACAUCGAUGAAAGCACACUCGUGAAAAAAAUAAUAGACACGAGCAACGCCAGAUAUAGGCAAAUCUGCCUGAACAAAAAAUACGACAUCCUCCUCUGUUGCGGAAAUAACAACAUUUUUAUGUACUACGAUUUGAUAAAAAACGAGAUCAGCAAGCAUUUUUACUAUUCCCCCUUCCACAAUGUCCUCACGGUCGACAUGGACGACACGGGGACGUACUUCAUAACAGGCUCCGACGACUGCAAGCUGCGGCUGUACGAAUUCAAAACGUGCACGUGUCUCUACAUCGGAGAUGCACACAACGACGUCAUAAACAAAUGCAUGUUCACGGUCGAUAAUCAUUUCAUCAUAUCGGUUUCGAAGGACGAAAGUAAGGCACAGCGAGUUAGGCAGGUGCUCUCACGCUCAGUGCCCACGGCAAAAGCGAAAAAAUGUAACAAAACGAAUGCGGCGACGAAUUCCCCAAACUGUGCAGGCAUAAUUUACUGGAACGUUCCCGCGGAAAUGAAGAAGCAGGGCUUGGCAAAAGAGCUCGAGGAGUAG